GCACACAUGUUUAGUUUCCAUGUGUUUGGACCUUCCAUCUUCACUGUUGUUGUGUUGUUUGAUCCACGUUUUCACAGGCUGCAUGCUCUGUCUCAAACAAACAGAAUACACAGGACGAUCAGCCUUUUUCCUAAUUGUGUCAGAAGGCUCAAACUGUUCGUGUCUACACAGCUUUCUUUGUGCAGUGCCAGGGGUAGAUAGCUUGGAUGCUACCACCACUAGCAUCUGACACACCUGUGUUACCUGUCUAAGUGCAUGUACCGGUAGUUCUUGAUAGAAACUGUUGUUGCAACACAAACCCCGCCCCAGCAGGGAGAGUCACACUGCCUGGGGCCUGUCUGAGCAAACCAGAAAACCAAAGACAUGUCCGUACGAGAAAAGAAGCGCCUGGAGAAAUGAGAUGCGCUGAUUGGCUCCGUCUUUGACUGACGUUACAAUGGACCAAUCGCUAGCUUCAGACCACGGCCCAGCUUGGUAACUUCUCACCAAGUUACUGACUGUUGUUGAUGCUCAGAGGGGGAGAGGAACUUGGACGGUCCAGGUUUAUUUUACGAUGUCCCGGCAACAGCUGGCUGUACAGCAGGCCCGGCGCUCCUUCCAGACCGGCCGAACCAAACCGCUGGAGUUCAGAAUCCAGCAGCUGAGGGGGCUGCAGAGCUUCAUCCAGGAGAGGCAAGGGCACAUUAAAGAUGCCCUGCAGAAGGACCUCGGCAAGAGUGAACGUGCGUCUGAGCUCUAUGACAUCCUGGUUGUGGAGUCAGAGAUUAAACUAUCAAUGACGAAGCUUGCAGAAUGGGCAGCCCCUCGGCCCGUGGAGAAGAACCUCUUCACCAUAACGGAUGAGGUCUACGUCAAACCCGAGCCCCUGGGGGUGGUUCUCAUCAUCGGACCCUGGAACUAUCCCUGGUCCCUCACCCUGUUGCCGCUAGUUGGAGCUAUUGCAGCAGGUAAUGCGGUAAUAGUAAAACCAUCUGAGAUCAGCUCCCACUCCUCAAAGGUCAUGAAGGAGCUUCUCCCCCUCUACUUAGACAAGGAUCUGUACCAAGUGGUGGAAGGUGGCGUGCCAGAGACACAGGAGCUGCUGAAGCAGAGAUUUGAUCACAUCUUCUACACGGGCAGCACCACCGUAGGUAAACUGGUGAUGGAGGCUGCAGCUCGCUACCUCACCCCGGUGACCCUGGAGCUGGGAGGGAAGAGCCCCUGCUACAUCGACAAGAACUGUGACAUCAGCACCGCCUGUCGCCGCAUCACAUGGGCGAAGUUUAUCAACUGUGGUCAGACGUGCAUCGCUCCAGAUUUUCUCCUCUGUGAACCUUCCAUCCAAAACAGAGUGGUGGAGGAGAUCAAGAAGUCCAUUAAGAAGUUCUACCCAGACAGCCCAAAUUCCAGUGAGGACUAUGGCCGCAUCAUUAACCAGCGGCAGUUUAAGAGGCUCAUGGGUCUCAUGGAGGGGUGCACGGUUGCGUUGGGUGGAGAUGCUGAUGAAGCCAAGGGCUACAUAGGUCCCACUGUAUUAAAGAAUGUAACUGCUGAAUCCAAAGUGAUGCAGGAGGAGAUCUUUGGACCACUUCUGCCCAUCAUCUCAGUGGAUGGUGUGGAGGAGGCCAUCCAGUUUAUCAAUGAGAGGGAGAAGCCGUUGGUGCUCUAUGUCUUUUCCUAUGAUGACAAGCUGAUCAAAAAAGUGAUAGCUGAGACAUCUAGUGGAGCCGUGGUAGCCAACGACUGUGUCGUACACUUCCUGGACAGUGCUCUGCCGUUUGGAGGCGUUGGUCACAGCGGCAUGGGACGGUACCGCGGCCGCCACACCUUCGACCAGCUCAGCAACCUUCGCAGCUGCAUGAUCAAGAAGCUCACAAUGGAGGGCUUCAACAGCAUGCGCUACCCCCCGCACACCGACAGGAAAGUGAGCUGGGCCCGCCGCGCCUUGCUCACACGCUUUAACAUACGGAGGCUGCAAAACCUGGUGAUAUUGGCAAUUCUGACUGGCCUUGCAGCGUUUGUAGUGCAGAGGUUCCUGCACUCAAGCUGAGCAGCUGAUGCUGAGGCUGGACCCCCAUCCUGGUUCAUCGUGGAGCUACUGCCCUGUAGAGACCGCUCCACAGAAUGUCCCAUGUAUUCUACUGCAUUGCACCGAUUCAUCGGCUGUUACUAAAGUUGCAAUCAUUUUAGAUUUGUUUUAUAAAAAGAUAUGUUCCAUUUUUAUUUUGACCUUUUUUUUUAUAUUAUCGGUGAUGGUGAUCUGUUUAACAGUCAGGAUCAAAAUGUUCCCAGGACAAUCCAUUUGAGUUCAUGUUAAAUCCUCUUCGUCAGUCCCUCUGUUGCUCACGUUGCACUGUUGUUUUUCUGUGAUUAAACAAAAAACGUAUUUACUGAAAACUA
Fundulus heteroclitus (mummichog) is the source of this 2379-nucleotide messenger RNA. Its product is annotated as aldehyde dehydrogenase family 3 member A2. Gene Ontology annotation, molecular function: aldehyde dehydrogenase (NAD+) activity. NCBI's taxonomy places the organism in Eukaryota, Metazoa, Chordata, Actinopteri, Cyprinodontiformes, Fundulidae. The transcript has 11 exons. Gene Ontology annotation, biological process: aldehyde metabolic process. The record is from RefSeq and is a predicted model, not a curated record. The coding region runs from base 554 to 2029 and encodes 491 amino acids. Gene Ontology annotation, cellular component: cytoplasm.